Molecule: messenger RNA, 1129 nt
Organism: Phragmites australis (common reed)
Lineage: Eukaryota; Viridiplantae; Streptophyta; Magnoliopsida; Poales; Poaceae
Exons: 3
Coding region: 140-1006 (288 amino acids)
Source: RefSeq, a predicted model, not a curated record
UUGCUCUGUUCUUGCCUUCUCUAGGUCGUCACGUCGACGACGUAUAGGUGCAGUUCGACCGGUUCGUUCCCUUCUAUGCGGCGACCAUCGGCGGCGACAAGACUCCAGUAGUUGUGAGUAGUUAGUGCCAGCGGCUGCCAUGUCGGGGAUCUCGCUGGCGGUGGCGCCGCAGUCCGACCCGGACCACGGGUCGGAGAGGCAGCCCGCGGCGGCGACGCUGGGCGGCGUCAUGGGGUCGCUCCGCGUGAUCGAGCUCCAGCUGGUGGCCUUCAUCAUGGUCUUCUCCGCCUCCGGCCUCGUCCCGAUCAUCGACCUCGCCUUCCCCGUCGCCACCACGCUCUACCUCCUCGCCGUCUCCCGCCUCGCCUUCCCGCCGCUCCACACGAAGCUCGACGCCGCCAACUCCCCCGCCGCCUCCCAAGAAAUCUUCCGCGGCAGCAAGUUGUUCCAGGCGUACGUGUUGGUGGGCACGACGGUGGGUCUGUUCCUGCCGCUGGCGCACGUGCUGGGCGGGUUCGCGCGCGGCGACGAUGCGGCGGUGCGGUCGGCGACGCCGCACCUGUUCCUGCUCUCGUGCCAGAUCCUCACGGAGAACGUCGUCGGCUCGCUGGGCGCCUUCUCCCCGCCCGUCAGGGCGCUGGUGCCGCUGCUCUACACCGUGCGCCGCGUCUUCGUCCUCGUCGACUGGGUGUACGACGUCUGGGCCAACAAGCUCGUCACCCGCAGCUCCGCCAUGCAGGAGGCGGCAUGGGUGUGGUUCGGGAGGUACCUGGCCGUGGCCAACCUGCUCUACUUCUCCGCCAAUCUCUUGGUCUUCCUCAUCCCCAAGUUCCUGCCCCGCGCCUUCGAGAAGUACUUCCGCAUGCGCGACGAGGCGUACGCCAAGACGGUCGAGGAUAAGCACCUGUCCUCCGGGAAGGCGCCGGCGCCGGAGCCAGAACAGCAGGUUGGCGAUGAUGCCGUGGCCGUGGCGGCGAAGUCGGUGGAGUCCAAGAAGGCGGACUGAGAGGCCCGUGGCUUGUAAUUUCUCUUCGUUUUCUUUCAGAUGACAUGGGAUCUGGACCUUCGGUUUUCAGAUCGUUUAAUCGUACGGUUGCGGCUUGGUGCUUUGGUUAGUUGCGUCCGUAGC